CAGCAGCUGCAGCGGCUUCUUACUUUCGGUGUCGCUGGGGGGCCCACGGCGCCCCAAAUGCCUUUAUUGCCUGCGGGUGCGUCGCGUGCUCGGUGGGGGCGGGGGGGCUGCCCAAGCGGUUGCUCUGCUUUCGGGGCGCUCCUUCAGUGGGAGGACGGCGCCGGGUUAGGGUUAGGGCGGGGUGGCGUGCUCCGAGCGCGGGCAGCAGCACGCGCUGUGGCUGGUGCCCCGGCAGGUGCGGGGUGUGCCUCCAGCAGCCGUUGUGCCGCUGGAAGGCAAAUAUUUUCGCAGCAGGCGAAGCAGGCGGGAAAAGGGAGAGUGCGGCCGCGCGCAUCCCCUGCGCCCUCCGCGGGGGGACCGGUGCUUCACGCGAUGCACUCCCAAGGCAAACGUGCGCGGCGCACGGUACAAAUCCCGCCCGUGCCGGUUCCACCACGCCCGGCACCAGCGCCCUGUCGAACCAAUUUGCGUUGACUGGGAAGAGGAGGCUGAGGAACUCGCGUCGAGGUUUUCUCAGCGAGAGGCACGGCGUCCGCACUGCUUCUCCACCCCUGUCGCGGAGCGAACACCAGACAUCGAUGCCGGCGUAUUUUACAAGGAUGGUUCAAGGAGGGGAGAGGCGCCGUGGUUUGGAAGAGGCGUGGUUGGGGAGGCGCCGGGUUACAUUUUAUUCUGCUGUGGGCCCCUUGCGGCCCGGCGUGCGAAAUUUGGCUUUGGGGGGAUUCGAGGUGCCCGAGCUUCACUUUGGUCAGCCACUGGCUCACUUCUUUUGCAACCCGUUCGGUCUCCGCGGCCACUGA
This is a messenger RNA of Trypanosoma rangeli, 800 nucleotides long. RefSeq lists its product as uncharacterized. The transcript has a single exon. The record is from RefSeq and is a predicted model, not a curated record. NCBI's taxonomy places the organism in Eukaryota, Euglenozoa, Kinetoplastea, Trypanosomatida, Trypanosomatidae. The annotation marks the transcript as partial.